Nasonia vitripennis (jewel wasp) is the source of this 1583-nucleotide messenger RNA. RefSeq names its product S-adenosylhomocysteine hydrolase (gene Ahcy). The record is from RefSeq and is marked validated. Gene Ontology annotation, molecular function: adenosylhomocysteinase activity. Gene Ontology annotation, biological process: L-methionine cycle. Lineage: Eukaryota; Metazoa; Arthropoda; Insecta; Hymenoptera; Pteromalidae. Gene Ontology annotation, cellular component: cytosol.
AAUGUAAGAUACCGGCCAACCGCGCUCCAGCUCGCACAAAGGCUCUGAUAUAACUCAAGAGCUGAACUCCGUCCGAUCGCACAAAAAGCCGGCAGCCGUUGAGCUAUCUUCCAUUACGCCAUUGUGCCGUUGAAUCUUGAAAACUACUUUAUUUGUUAACAUACGCUUCAACAAUGACUACUAAACCAGCUUACAAAGUCGCUGAUAUUUCCCUUGCCGAAUGGGGAAGGAAGGAAAUAACAUUGGCCGAAAAUGAAAUGCCAGGUUUAAUGGCUAUACGCAAGAAGUAUGGUCCAGAAAAAAUUUUAAAAGGUGCUCGCAUUGCUGGUUGCCUCCACAUGACAGUGCAAACUGCUGUACUCAUCGAAACACUGAUUGAGCUUGGUGCUGAGGUACAAUGGUCUUCCUGUAACAUAUUUAGUACCCAAGACCAUGCUGCUGCAGCAAUGGCCAAAGUUGGAGUACCAGUAUAUGCUUGGAAGGGAGAAACUGAUGAAGAGUAUCUCUGGUGCAUUGAGCAAACAUUAGUUUUCAAUGAUGGAAAACCAUUUAAUAUGAUUCUGGAUGAUGGAGGUGAUCUAACUAAUCUUGUUCACACAAAGUAUCCGCAAUAUCUGAAAGAGUGCAAAGGCAUUUCUGAAGAGACCACCACUGGUGUGCAUAAUGCCUAUCGCAUGUUCAGAGAAGGCAAACUUAAAGUUCCUGUCAUAAACGUAAAUGACUCAGUGACAAAGAGCAAAUUUGACAAUCUGUACGGAUGUCGUGAGUCAUUGAUUGAUGGCAUUAAGAGAGCCACAGAUGUCAUGAUUGCUGGUAAAGUUUGCGUGGUAGCUGGUUAUGGUGAUGUAGGAAAAGGAUCUGCUCAAAGUUUGAGAGCAUUGGGUGGUCGUGUUUUAAUUACUGAGAUUGAUCCUAUUAUUGCUCUGCAAGCUGCCAUGGAAGGCUAUGAGGUAACAACUAUGGAUGAAGCUUCCAAAAAAGGACAAAUAUAUGUCACAACAACCGGAUGCAAGGACAUCAUUACAGGAGAACACUUUUUAAAUAUGCCAAAUGAUGCUAUAGUCUGCAAUAUUGGUCAUUUCGACUGUGAAAUUCAGGUGGCUUGGUUGGAUAAGAAUGCAGUUGAAAAAAUAAACAUCAAACCACAAGUAGAUCGUUACAAAUUAGCUAAUGGAAGACACGUCAUUCUUCUGGCGGAAGGCCGAUUGGUAAAUCUAGGCUGUGCAACAGGACAUUCAAGUUUUGUUAUGAGCAAUUCCUUUACAAACCAAACACUCGCUCAAAUCGAGUUGUGGACUAAAUCAGAAGCUUAUUCUGUGGGUGUUCACAUGCUACCCAAAAAGCUGGAUGAAGAAGUAGCUGCUUUACAUCUUGAUCAUUUGGGUGUUAAACUGACAAAACUGAGUCCAAGUCAAGCUAAAUACUUGGAUAUUCCUGUUGAGGGACCAUUCAAGCCAGAUCAUUACAGAUAUUAAAAUGAAAAAAGCUUUAAUUUUUUAAUUGUACCUAGACUUUUUUACUGUAUAUAAAGUGUACACAACAUUGCUGUCAAAAAAAUCAAUUAAAAAUGUUUUCUAUCGUCA